AUGAAUGCUGAAAGCUCCACAACCAAAAUCAUUUCAUUAGUUGGUAAUAUCCUAGCAGGUUCUGCCUCCAACGGAGAGAAAGAGAAGGAGGAGAAAAAGAGUGGUGCGAAAAAGCUCGUGGUUAUAUUCAUUUCUUCUGGAGUACUAAUUUUAGCACUGUUUGGUGGAGGUGUAGUUUUUAUCAUAAAGCGGAGAAGAGAAGCAUCUAAAAGUGAUGAUGAAGAUAUAGAACUGAAAAUAUUCAAGUUGGAAACUAUUGUGGCGGCAACAAACAACUUCUCCUGGGAAAACAUGAUUGGAGAAGGAGGUUUUGGCCCCGUAUACAAGGGGAUUUUGUCUGCAGAAGGAGAAAUAGCCGUCAAAAGAUUGUCAAGGACUUCGCAACAAGGCAUCAAAGAGUUCAAGAAUGAAGUUAUCUUGAUCGCGAAACUUCAACAUAGAAACCUCGUCAGGCUUUUGGGGUGCUGCAUUGAAGGAGAAGAAAGAAUGUUGAUCUACGAAUACCUGCAGAAUAAAAGCCUGGAUUAUUUCGUCUUUGAUCAAAACCGAAGGAAGCUUCUCACAUGGCCUAUGCGUUUUGACAUAAUCAUGGGAAUUGCAAGGGGACUGCUAUACCUACACCAGGACUCCAGAUUAAAGAUUAUACAUCGGGAUCUCAAAACUAGCAACAUCCUUCUUGAUAGAGAUCUAAAUCCAAAAAUCUCAGAUUUCGGUUUAGCAAGAAUUUUUGGAGAGGGACAAUCCAUUGCUACAACAAGACGAGUUGUUGGGACAUAUGGCUAUAUGGCUCCGGAAUACGCUGUUUAUGGGAAGUAUUCUGUCAAAUCUGACAUCUUCGCCUUGGGAGUCAUAUUGUUAGAGAUUGUGAGUGGAAGGAAGAACAGAGACUUUGGCCAUAGUGAUGACGACCAUAGCCUUUUGGGACAUGCAUGGUUCCUGUGGGGAGAAAACAAAAUUCCAGAGCUAAUGGAUAAAUGUUUGAGCGAUACAUCUAUUGAAUCUCAAGUGAAGAGAUGCAUACACGUGGGAUUAUUAUGCGUUCAAAAAUUUGCAGAAGAUAGGCCAAUCAUGUCAUCAGUGGUAUUCAUGUUAGGAAACGAUGAAGCUAUUAUCCCGAAACCUAAAGAACCUGGAUUUUUUCCAGAAGAGAGUUGGAGCUGUCAAAGAAGUGCGUGUCAAGAAUCGAUCACUAUCACUGAUUUGGAGGCCAGAUGAAUAGGUCUCAACAUACUAGGAAUAGAUGCAAUAAAAAAUAUUGAUUGUUGUACUGCUCUGCUACUAUUCAGUAUAAAAUAGCCACUGGUUUUGGGUGUAAUUUUCUGUACAACAUGCAUGUACUUAUACAGUAAUACAGAUAAGCG
Messenger RNA from Salvia miltiorrhiza (redroot sage), 1361 nucleotides. RefSeq names its product G-type lectin S-receptor-like serine/threonine-protein kinase SD1-1. Gene Ontology annotation, molecular function: protein kinase activity; ATP binding. Gene Ontology annotation, biological process: protein phosphorylation. The record is from RefSeq and is a predicted model, not a curated record. The coding region runs from base 1 to 1215 and encodes 404 amino acids. NCBI's taxonomy places the organism in Eukaryota, Viridiplantae, Streptophyta, Magnoliopsida, Lamiales, Lamiaceae. The transcript is spliced from 7 exons.